Messenger RNA from Cylicocyclus nassatus, 3753 nucleotides. The record is from the annotation of a GenBank genome assembly. Lineage: Eukaryota; Metazoa; Nematoda; Chromadorea; Rhabditida; Strongylidae.
AUGGGUUUCCGCAAGAGCAAAAAAGAUGAGAAGAAACCCAUUAGUGAGGAAGAAGAGCAAGCAAAGAAAGUUCCAGUCACGCAGUUGUUCCGCUAUGCUAGCUGCAAAGAAUUAAUUCUGCUCUUCAUUGGAAUUGGAGUUUCACUCGUUACCGGCGCCGGAUUGCCACUGAUGUCCAUUCUUCAAGGCAGGAUAACCCAAGCUUUUGUCUAUGAACAGAUGUACAAAACCAACACAACACCAGGACCAGAUUUUCACUAUAACGACACGAAUUUCACUCAUGACGUUAUGAACGCGGUUUAUGGUUACACAGCUAUGGCUGUCGGAAUUUUCUUGGCAGCUAAUGUUCAGGUGACAUGUUUCCUGAUUGUUUGCGAACAAAUGAGCAAUCGAAUUCGUCGAAGAUUUGUCCAAGCCAUUCUGCGGCAAGAUAUCUCAUGGUUUGAUAAGAAUAACAGUGGCACGUUAGCCCCUAAACUGUUUGACAAUUUGGAACGAGUCAAGGAAGGCACAGGAGAUAAGAUUGGCCUCAUGUUUCAGUAUACUAGUCAAUUCUUCACUGGCUUUAUAAUCGCUUUUACCCACAGUUGGAAGCUAACGUUGGUAAUGUUGGCUGUAACCCCAUUACAAGCACUCUGCGGUUUCGGAAUAGCCAAGUCCAUGUCUACAUUCACCAUACAAGAAACCAUAAAGUACGCCAAAGCGGGAAAAAUUGUCGAGCAGGCGAUUUCUUCCAUUCGCACUGUGUGCGCACUCAAUGGAUUACCGUUCGAAAUUGCCAGGUACAAGGUAGCUCUUCUGGAAGCUCGCCGAGCUGGUAUUAUGAAAAACUUAUUUGUCGGUAUUUCGUUCUGCUGUAUGGGUCUGGUGAAUUUUUCAUCCUUCUCUUUGGCUUUCUACGUCGGGAUCACCUGGGCUGUCGAUGGUCAAAUUCAAUUGCAAGAUCUUUUAACGACUUUCUUCUCUGUGAUGAUGGGUUCAUUAGCUUUGGGUCAGGCCGGUCCACAAUUUGCCGUUUUGGGAGCAGCACAAGGCGCUGCUGCGAGUAUAUAUGAAGUUCUCGACAGGGUGCCAGAGAUAGACUCAUCAAGCAAAGCAGGUCGCCGUGAUCUAAAAAUUAAAGGCAAUAUUGAGGUCAAAAAUGUUGUGUUUAACUAUCCAUCUCGACCUGAUGUUCAGGUCCUCAAAAAGCUGUCACUGAGCGUAAAAGCUGGAGAGACUGUGGCACUUGUAGGCUCUAGCGGUUGUGGCAAGAGUACCAUAGUCAGCUUGCUUCUACGAUACUAUGAUGUGCUUUCAGGAGAGAUAACCAUUGAUGGCGUGGCUCUGAAGCAAAUCAACAUAGAGUACCUUAGAAAUCACAUAGCUGUUGUAUCACAGGAGCCAAUCCUUUUCAAUUGUUCCAUCGAAGAAAAUAUACGGUAUGGAAAACUCGAUCUUACCCAACAAGAACUCGGAUACCAGACUCUCGUCGGCGAUAGAGGCACCCAGCUGUCAGGAGGACAAAAACAACGUAUUGCUAUCGCCAGAGCAUUAGUUCGAGAUCCGAAAAUUCUGCUUUUGGAUGAGGCCACAAGUGCGCUAGAUGCGGAAAGUGAAUCAGUGGUACAGAAGGCCUUGGAGAGGGCAUCAAUCGGUCGUACAACAAUAAUCAUCGCCCAUAGGCUGUCAACAAUCAAAAAUGCCAAUAAGAUUAUAGCCAUGAAAGCAGGUGAAGUUGUGGAAUUUGGAACCCACGAUGAGCUUCUAGCCAAGAAGGGGCUUUAUUAUGACUUAGUCAAUGCCCAAACAUUUACAGAUGCCGUCGAUAAUGUCGUAGCUCAUGACGAAGAAGAGGAUUACAAAGAGGACAUGAGACGCGCGAGUCUUGUUUCGAGGGAAAUUUCCAUUCAGACUGUCAACGAUAUGCAGAUUCGGAUGCGUGGUGCAACUGUCAUGACCAUGGAGGGACAAGAACAAGAGGAGACAAAGGAGAAAAAAGACGAUAUAACACGAUUGAAAAAAGAACUGAAGGACGAAGGUGUAAAGAAGACAAACCUCUUUGAAAUCCUCUCUUAUGCUAAACCCCAUUGGAAACCCCUUACGGUUGGUUUGGUCGGUUGUACUAUAGGUGGACUCGUUUACCCGGCGUAUUCGAUUAUCUUCAUGCAAGUAAUCACGUCUUUCUCGAACACAGCAACUCUGCUCUCAACUGGUCAUUUUUGGGCUCUCAUGUUUCUCGUUUUGGCUGUCGUACAAGGAGCUACACUGUUUUCACAGACAUUCUUCAUGGGCCUUGGCUCAGAAUAUCUCACUAUGGAUCUGCGUUCGAAAUUAUUCACCAAUAUACUCUCCCAGGACAUGGCCUACUUUGAUUCGCCCCUACAUGCUUGCGGUAAAAUUUGUACUCGGCUUGCUAGUGAUGUGCCAAAUCUUAGAUCGGCCAUCGACUUUCGACUUACUACUGUAAUCGGAACACUCAUCUCCGUGGUUGGUGGUAUCGUGCUUGCCUUUAUUUAUGGUUGGCAAAUGGCAUUUUUAGUAGUGGGUAUAUUGCCACUGUUAGCAUUUGGACAAGCUCUUCGAGUGCGUGUCUAUAGUGGAAAACAUCGCAAAGGUGCGAAAGAUUUCGAAGAUUCUGGAAAGGUAGCUAUGGAAGCUAUUGAACAUGUGCGCACGGUACAAGCCCUCACUAAAGAAGCGGCUUUCCACGAGAAAUUCUGUCAUUAUCUGGAAGGGCCUCAUAAGGAUGCGCUGAGAGAAUCUGUUAUUCAGGGCAUGGCAUAUGGUUUCGCGUCAUCUGUCGUUUACAUACUGAAUUGUUGCUCAUAUCGCCUUGGACUUUAUCUCAUCGUGCAAAGCAUCAUGUUACCAAUAAGGGUAUUGCGAGUCAUGUAUGCCAUCACAAUCUCCUCCACGACGCUUGGUUUUGCUUCAUCAUACUUUCCGGAAUAUAUGAAAGCCACAUUUGCUGGCGGUAUCAUCUUCAAUAUGUUAAAACAAAAGACUAAAAUUGAUAAUCUGUCUAAUGAAGGGAAGAAAGAGAAACUCUCUGGAGCAGUCACGUUCAAAAAUGUGAGGUUCUCCUAUCCAGAACGGCCUCAGUUGGAGAUAUUGAAGGGUCUCUCCUUCACUGCCAGACCUGGUGAGACCUUAGCCUUGGUGGGCCCUUCUGGAUGUGGUAAAAGCACCGUCGUGGCCCUGAUCGAGAGAUUUUACGACGUAAAGUCAGGACAAGUGCUGCUGGACUCUCACGAUAUCAGAACUCUUAAUCCAUACCAUACUCGUUCACAAAUAGCUAUAGUUUCACAAGAACCCAUUCUUUUUGAUUGUUCUAUUGCUGACAAUAUUGCCUAUGGAUUGGAACGACGCCCAUCACAAUCAGAAAUAGAAGCUGCUGCUAUGAAAGCUAAUAUUCACAGUUUUAUCGCUCAACUACCUGAAGGCUACAACACUCCGGUCGGAGACAAAGGAACGCAACUGUCUGGAGGGCAAAAGCAACGCAUAGCAAUUGCCAGAGCUCUGAUUAGGAGCCCUAAGAUUCUACUACUGGAUGAGGCGACAAGCGCUUUGGAUACCGAAAGCGAAAAGAUUGUACAAGAGGCACUGGAUCGAGCACGUGAAGGUCGGACUUGUAUCGUGAUAGCACACCGUUUGAGUACAAUCGUCAAUGCGGACCAAAUUGCUGUCGUAAAUGGAGGAUCUCAUAGUGAACUAAUGGCCAGGAGAGGGGCUUACUACGAUUUGACUCAAAAGCAGACAACGAAGACGUAA